This is a messenger RNA of Daldinia vernicosa, 1242 nucleotides long. RefSeq lists its product as uncharacterized. The transcript has 2 exons. The record is from RefSeq and is a predicted model, not a curated record. The coding region runs from base 1 to 1242 and encodes 413 amino acids. NCBI's taxonomy places the organism in Eukaryota, Fungi, Ascomycota, Sordariomycetes, Xylariales, Hypoxylaceae.
AUGGCAGAACAAGAUGCAGAAAGCAGUGUUGAACGCAUGCCUGUCGAGGUUAUCGUCAAGAUAUUCGCUUCUAUGGAGAGUAUCGGAGAAGUUCGUUCACUGAUUCUCGCAUCAAAGAAGUUCUAUGAUAUUUACGCCGAAAAUUCCAAUCAAAUCGCCAAGGGCCUCAUCCUCCACCAGCUUGGCCCGAAUGACUACAAGUUGGCUGUUAUGGCUAUUGAGUCCCGCAAAGUCAAUCCCCUGGAUGCAACUGAGCUGAAGCAAUUCUUCGACGACUACAUCCACCAUAAAGAAUGGGAACUCAAGCUAUUUCGGAUGCACACUGUCUUCCAUCUCCCUGAGCUCCAGGAUGCAGCCGAGUGCAUACUAAAAAGCGAGCAUGGACUUAUGAUACCGGAGAUUCAGGAAAUUAUUCCAGAGACACCCACAGAGCAUGCCCGAAAGAUUCGAGCUCUUUAUAUGCGUGAAAUCAUGCUUAAUCUCUUUCAUCAGAUUCCCAGUGGAUACAAGCAUACAUGUUCACCCCAGGGAGAACCUUUAUACGCAGAGACACCCUUUUUGGAAACACCUUUAUAUCCAGAGUGGGUGAUCGAGUUCCGGAAAAACUUCUGUUAUGGGGAACUCGUCCAAGCUGAGGCCGUUAAUGGCGAUUGGCCGCUUAAUUUCCUCGCUGCACUGGAGAAAAAUGAAAUCACUCUACCAAAAGCUCAACAUGGUCCAGGUUGCCAAUGCUUUAGCAAUGAGGGAAUUGCAAACCCGAAGCGGGCAACUAACAUAGCUGUAUCGAUAAAGGGGGGAUUAUUCGCAAACCUCGUCGACAUACGAAGACUCUAUCGUUGGUGUUGCCCAACUAGGACCGAUAUUGUUCCACUGCGUGCAGAGUGGUUGAAGUUCUGUUAUAACAGCGUAUACCGGGCCCAAAUCUUUGAGUUUACUCGCCUGGGUCAAGAUCCUACCUAUAGAGGAGACAAUAUCGACUACCCUCGCUUCAUUAAAGAUCCAGAGUCGCCAAUAGACAAGAUCUGGAACAAGGUAACUGACAGUGGAGAUUGGAAGGAUAGGAGGGAUCAUACUCGAAAAACUCUUCGCAUCCAAGUUCUCAGCGACGACACUACCCUUGAGACGUUGAAACGACUGGCACCUGCACGUGAUCAUCCUCUCCGGUCGUGGAACCUGCACGCUCUCUACACUUCUCAAGGAAACCGGCGCCCGGGGGGGAAGGAUAUUAUAUACUUCAACUAG